Erinaceus europaeus (western European hedgehog) is the source of this 1901-nucleotide messenger RNA. RefSeq names its product LIM domain containing 1 (gene LIMD1). Gene Ontology annotation, biological process: regulation of DNA-templated transcription; cytoskeleton organization; negative regulation of hippo signaling. Gene Ontology annotation, cellular component: transcription regulator complex; nucleus; adherens junction. The transcript has 8 exons. The record is from RefSeq and is a predicted model, not a curated record. Lineage: Eukaryota; Metazoa; Chordata; Mammalia; Eulipotyphla; Erinaceidae. Gene Ontology annotation, molecular function: transcription corepressor activity. Bases 1 to 816 code for a protein of 271 amino acids.
AUGGACAAGCCAACCCGAAGGGAGAGCAGCUUUCAGACACAGAUGCGUGUUGGCAAAGCCGUGGGCAACACUCCUGGACUUCGUGUUGCAGCUUUGUGUCCGAGGGAGUACACUGGAGCUUGGGGAGAGAAGCUGAGUGUUCUGUGGUUCUGUCUACACUGCCCCCCUGACUGGCUGUUUCUCACUCUUGCAGGUGCCUGCGUGAAGUGCAGCACUGGAGUGUUUGGGGCUGGCCAGGCCUGUCAGGCCAUGGGGAGCCUUUACCACGACGCCUGCUUCACCUGUACGGCCUGCAGCCGGAAGCUGAGAGGAAAAGCCUUCUAUUUUGUUAAUGGCAAAGUGUUUUGUGAGGAGGACUUCCUGUACUCGGGCUUCCAGCAGUCUGCUGACAGGUGUUUUUUCUGUGGACAUCUGAUCAUGGACAUGAUCCUGCAGGCCCUGGGAAAGUCCUACCACCCAGGCUGUUUCCGCUGCGUCAUCUGCAACGAGUGUCUGGACGGGGUGCCCUUCACUGUGGACUCCGAGAACAAGAUCUACUGUGUCCGGGAUUACCACAAGGUGUUGGCCCCCAAGUGUGCAGCCUGUGGACUCCCCAUUCUCCCUCCUGAGGGCUCAGACGAGACCAUCCGAGUCGUGUCCAUGGACAGAGACUACCACGUGGAGUGUUACCACUGUGAGGACUGCGGGCUAGAGCUCAAUGAUGAGGACGGCCACCGCUGCUUCCCCCUAGACGGUCGCCUCUUCUGCCACUCCUGCCACAUCAAGAGGCUGGAGCCCGGCCCCUCGGCCACUGCCCUCCACCAGCACCACUUCUAGCCCCAGGAGCCUCCGGGCCUCUCGGCGCACAGGAAGCCGGGGAUAUACAAGAGAAGCUUGCUCACCGAAACCGGCGGUCGCUGCGAUGGAAUGGGGGUGGGGUGGGGUGGGGUGGGGAAGACAUGCACGGGGUCCUUUCCCGGAGCCAGAGAGUGAGCCCUACCUGCCCGUGCCUGCAUUUCCCAAGUGCCUUUCUCUGCCGCCACGUCUGCACUGAGUCACUCAGGAAGCAGCUGCAGCCAGCCAGAGUGUGACAUGUGACGGGAGAUUGCCUCACUGCGAGUGAAAGCCCCCCCCCCAGCUAGAAAGAUCCUUGCACCCAAACAGCCCACCCCUCACCACCCCCCACCCUGCACACACACAUACCCCGAACGGUCUAAGAAGACUCGCUUCCACUCCAGAGCUUAAGUGCUUUUUCAGGCAGGGGGAUUGGGUCUAACAUACUUGGUGAGCCGCAGCCCAGCUCUGAAAUGAGACAUGGGGUCUCCUCUGAGUAGGCUCAUGUGUCUUCACUCCCUUCCAGGCGGCCGGGAGCCUGGUGAGCUUGGCCCCGUCUUAGCCGAGUGUGCUUUGGGGAAAGAACUUGGUGCAGGCACCAGGUGUUUAAUUUUUUUUUUUUUUCCUCCUCCUCUUGUAGAACUUUCUAGAGUCUGUGACUCUGGAGUUCUCCUACUAAGGCAAGUCUCAGGAUCCUAUGUGGAAACACCUCACGUACCUGUCUUGACUGAGCAUGGGCGCUUUAGGAAUCCUGCCCACAUCCUGAGAGCCCGCCCUCGUGACAGCCGGGAGGUGGUGUGUGAGCACACUGCUAGGCCAGCACGAGGGCUGUGUGUGUGUGUGUGUGUGUGUGUGUGUGUGUGCUGCAGGAUAAGUUAUUAUAUUCAGUUCAUAGGUUUCUCUUUUGCCCAGUUCUUGGCACAGAUAUUGUGUUUUCAAGAAAUCAUUAUAAGGUACACUGCUUUUGUCUGUUUUCUCAACUUCUUCUUCUUCAAAAAAUUUUUUUUCCCUCCACUUUCAGUCUCUCUCUCUCUCUCUCUCUCUCUCUCACACACACACACACACACACACACACACACACACACACA